Molecule: messenger RNA, 1686 nt
Organism: Mycena citricolor
Lineage: Eukaryota; Fungi; Basidiomycota; Agaricomycetes; Agaricales; Mycenaceae
Source: the annotation of a GenBank genome assembly
AUGGCGCUUACGACAGACCAAGUCUCCGCUGUUGAGCAGUUGCGCGAGUUAACGAACGCAUCGGACGAUGAAAUAGCUAUCAGCGUCCUGCAAACUGUUGACUGGGAUGUUCAGCGGGCCACCGAACUUAUAUUCGGUACCACCUCGGACACGUCGCAUCGACCUGCCCCGCGCCAAAAAAUGGAGGUCUUUGAAUUCGACGACUCAGAAGAAUUCCGACCGGAUCCCCCACGUGCUCUUGCACGAGGGGGACCGUCGACCGUGUGGUCAUUCCUGACGCUGCCGCUGCAUUUCCUGACUUCCAUUCUCCGAUUCCUUUUCGGUGCUCUACGUAUACCGUUACCUCGCCCGUUUUCAUUCAAUCUUGCACUUUUCCGGCCUCGUGCCAACCGGCAUACGCAACGAGAAGGGGCAUCUGAGCGAUGGAUCCGAGGACUCGAGGAGGAGACCGGUGCAGUUUCCUACAGCACAGCGACAGCUGUAUCGGGUGUAGAGGCUGGCCCUUCCUCUUCAACGGGAACUCUGCACAAUCGGACUUCUGGAGUUGAAGGGCGGCGGGUUCUUCCCGACUUCGCAUUGUGUACAUAUGAGGAAGCUCUGGAAAGUUGCAAACGAGACCUACGGAUCGGUUCUACACUGACCGACCCCGCCCUGGUUCAGCUGAUGCAUGAGCAUAAUCUACUGGUCUGGGGUGGGGAUGUCAGGGAUACUGAUCCAUACGCUGCCUCGUUGCGACUGCAUGCGACGACAUAUCCUUUUGUAGCCUUCGUAGCCUUGCAGCCUCGGCGGGGCGUCCGACCAUCCAGUUCGUCGUCUGCCUCCGAGUCACUGACGGUCCUGUCUCGGCAUCAAGGCCCCUCAGUUCCUGCAGCAUCAGGUCCGACAGCUGCUCAAACGCUUAUCGACUAUCUCAACCACACGCUUUUACCUCGGGUCGAACCAUUCCUAGCACGUGUUCGAACUCAACGGGACGAUGAAGCUUUAGAGGCAUUUAGAAAGGAAGACGAAGCCGCGAGGAACAGGCGUCUGCGCGACGAGCAAGAUCGUGCAUUUGCUGCCACGGCUGCCAAAGAUGUUGCCCGGAUCGAGGCACUGAUGAAGGCGGAGCAGGAAGAAAAAGAAAGAAAACGGCGGGAGGAAGUAGAGGCGGAGGAGCGUGCUAUCAAAGAGGCAAUGGACCUGGAGAAACGAGAACAAAAGAAACAGGCCAGAGAUAUGUGGCGAGCAUGGACUCGCUAUGCGCUCGAAGAGUCGGACCGGCAGAACAAUGCAGACGUGCAUGGAGAUCGCGGGCAAUCCACGAUACGGCUCGCUAUCCGACUCCCUGACGGGUCACGCGUCGUGCGCAGUUUCGACCACCAACGUUCUCUGACAUAUCUCUAUGCCUUCAUUGACAGCAAGCUUGGGACGGAUGUUGCCUACGUUUCUUCAAAGUCCCCGCAAGGUCAUGAAUGGAGCGAGCUCGAGCGUGCGGUCGAAAGUCAAAUCGAGUUGGCAGGCUCAUACUUUCCAUUCAUUCUGACCUUGGCAUACCCUCGGAUCGAUAUUCCUUGGAGCAAACAGCAGACGAUCCACGACGUAGAUUGUCUUCGAAGUGGUGGUCAGGUUGUAGUGCGCUUCCUUGAUGACAACGUGUCCUAUGCAAGUCAAGCCGCUGAUGAUGACGGUUACGAAUCUGAAGAGUAG